Molecule: messenger RNA, 1509 nt
Organism: Amorphotheca resinae ATCC 22711
Lineage: Eukaryota; Fungi; Ascomycota; Leotiomycetes; Helotiales; Amorphothecaceae
Exons: 2
Coding region: 1-1509 (502 amino acids)
Biological process (GO): spliceosomal snRNP assembly
Cellular component (GO): SMN complex; nucleus
Source: RefSeq, a predicted model, not a curated record
AUGGCAGGAACGAAACGCAAACAUGGAGAAGAUUCUCCAAGCCAGCUAUAUAGUAAUAAAUCGCGCUCGCGGCCCCCAAUCGUCGAAGCUCGCGUGGACCCAACAUAUGGCCAACGAAGCGCGCUGCCAGAUCUUGAUAACGAACCGAUGGUGGAUGUGGAUGAAGGUGGGCUGAGUUACGAUGAAGAUAGCAUGGAUGCAUUGAGCUAUCUCCGAGCAGUCAGGGAGGAGGCAACUGGGAUUCCAAAUCUCCUGGUUGCUCCAAAAAAUACUACGGAGGCAUAUGAUGAUGGCACAUACGAAGAUGAUGUUGCCGACUACAGCGGUUACUACGAAGACGGUGCAUACUACACUUGGGACUCUGUACCCAUAAGCUCGGAUAUCGCUGAGGGAGAAGACAGAGUGGUAGAAAGGGACCCACAGCUCGCAUAUUUUGACUCAAUCCUCUCACGAUUCGAAGCUUUACGGGCACAGCUGCGGCAAACACCACCCCCGGAAAUAGUGGCGAAGCUGGAUUCGAAGCAUCCCAUACGGCCCGCCAAAAGAACGAAAAGCAAUUCGAUCGCGAAAUGGUGGAGACAUCAAAUGGAAACCAUAAAUCCGGCGCCGGCUCAGAUUGCAAGUAUGGAUAAGAGUACUGUCUUGAGGGUGCUUGGAUCGUUGACGGGAGGGAAAUUGCUCAAGAGCGGAACAGAUAUCAAAAUGAGUGUUAGCCAGUGGGCGUGGGCAUUAUUGGCGAAGCUACCAGAUAGAGGCGAGCUAUCGAGUGAAGAGAUUGGUAUAAUUAGGGAGUUAGGGAAGAAGGCGGUGUUGGUGGGUAUGGGCCUUAAGGGGGAGAAGGACUGGCAGGAGGGGAUGCACGAGGUAGAAGCCGGAUUUGACGAGGACGAAGAAGAGGAGGAAACAUAUCCGAUUGUAAAUGAGGAGGAGAUUCAGUUGGAUAUUGACGAUGAUCUUGAUUUCGGGACUGAUCCGACGGCAACCGAGUCCUAUGUUUCAACUCACGGCACUUCGACUGGUGGUCCUCAAAUUGGUCCUCAACUACCUUCUGAUUUGGAAAACGCAAGGCUGGAUGAACAGAACUCGAUUGACAGGAACCCCCCGAUCAGUUCAGCCAAAGACUUGAGUGGUGAUGGCACGAUCGCUGAUAUCCCUAUGGAGAACCAAAGAACCAGACUUGAAGCUCAAUCUCUCAGCAAUAGUCAGCCUCUAAUUUCUGGCAUGGAGGAAGAACGAUUACCUUCAGAUGAGCCUCUACAGGAUUCUGAAGAAGCAAAAUUUGAGGCUGCAAAGGCGCGAAUCCUUGCGAAUCUUGAGAAAGGAGCUCUGGAAGACGAACUCAAUCAAGAGCCACAGGUUCGAGAUGCGGAUCAAGAAAUCAAAUCUUCAAAAUGGAAUACCAUGGCAACGGUUGACAUGAUACUCACAGUUGUUGGCGAGAUGUAUGGACAGCUGGAUCUUCUGGAGUUUAGGUCUGCUUGGGUGAGAGAUAAUGUGGUAGCCGGAUGA